Messenger RNA from Pecten maximus, 2184 nucleotides. RefSeq lists its product as uncharacterized. The transcript is spliced from 6 exons. The record is from RefSeq and is a predicted model, not a curated record. NCBI's taxonomy places the organism in Eukaryota, Metazoa, Mollusca, Bivalvia, Pectinida, Pectinidae. Bases 1 to 2184 code for a protein of 727 amino acids.
AUGGCGAGUCAGGUCAAACUUGACCUGAUAGCUAGUGGAUUUGUACCUAAGCCCGAAAAGUCGACCUGGUUACCUGUUAGGAAUUUGGUGUUUUUGGGAAAUUUUAUCAAUACUGUAGAAGAUACGCCCAAUGGGACCGCUCAUGGGAUGUGGUCGGAUACAGAGAAGGCUCAAAGUUCUACCUGGCGGGAACUUGCCGCUGUGAAAAAUGUUAUUUUGUCCAUAUUACAUGUGUUUAGAGACAAAAGAGUUAAGUGGUUCACAGAUAACCAGAAUGUGGCUUUCAAAGACGAUCUAUCGAAUUUGCCGGGUAAAUUAGCCGACAGUGUAGCUUUACUACCGGACUUGUUGACAGAGUGUAAAGCCGCUGCAACCGCUAAGAUUGUAUCAUCACGGGUUUCUAAGAUGGAGGAGACGAUAUCGAAAACAUCCAGCGGUACAUUAAAAGACAGGGGCCAAAAGUGGGAAGACAGGGGCCUACAAUGGGAAGACAGGGGCCUACAGUGGGAAGACAGGGGCCUACAGUGGGAAGACAGGGGCCUACAGUGGGAAGACAGGGGCCUACAGUGGGAAGACAGGGGCCAACAGUGGGAAGACAGGGGCCAACAGUGGGAAGACAGGGGCCUACAGCGGGAAGACAGGGGCCUACAGCGGGAAGACAGGGGCCUACAGUGGGAAGACAGGGGCCUUAGUAACAGUGGGAAGACAGGGGCCAACAGUGGGAAGACAGGGGCCUACAGUGGGAAGACAGGGGCCUACAAUGGGAAGACAGGGGCCUACAGUGGGAAGACAGGGGCCAACAGUGGGAAGACAGGGGCCUACAGUGGGAAGACAGGGGCCUACAGUGGGAAGACAGGGGCCUACAGUGGGAAGACAGGGGCCUACAGUGGGAAGACAGGGGCCAACAGUGGGAAGACAGGGGCCUACAGUGGGAAGACAGGGGCCUACAGUGGGAAGACAGGGGCCUACAGUGGUACCUCGACAAACUCAUUUUGUCGGGAAGGAGACCCCAUACCUUUUCACCUUCCUGAGAAACACAAACCAUCUGGGUUGGGAUACGACCACACAUCCAAGAUCAAACCAUCUGGGUGGGGAUACCACCACACAUCCAAGAUCAAACCAUCUGGGUGGGGAUACAACCACACAUCCAAGAUCAAACCAUCUGGGUGGGGAUACAACCUCACAUCCGAGAUCAAACCAUCUGGGUGGGGAUACAACCACAAAUCUGAGAUCAAACCAUCUGGGUGGGGAUAUGACCACACAUCCGAGAUCAAACCAUCUGGGUGGGGAUAUGACCACACAUCCAAGAUCAAACCAUCUGGGUGGGGAUAUGACCACACAUCCAAGAUCAAACCAUCUGGGUGGGGAUACGACCACACAUCUGAGAUCAAACCAUCUGGGUGGGGAUACGACCACACAUCCAAGAUCAAACCAUCUGGGUGGGGAUACGACCACACAUCUGAGAUCAAACCCUCUGGGUGGGGAUAUGACCACACAUCCAAGAUCAAACCAUCUGGGUGGGGAUAUGACCACACAUCUGAGAUCAAACCAUCUGGGUGGGGAUAUGACCACACAUCCGAGAUCAAACCAUCUGGGUGGGGAUAUGACCACACAUCCAAGAUCAAACCAUCUGGGUGGGGAUACAGCCACACAUCUGAGAUCAAACCAUCUGGGUGGGGAUAUGACCACACAUCCGAGAUCAAACCAUCUGGGUGGGGAUAUGACCACACAUCCAAGAUCAAACCAUCUGGGUGGGGAUAUGACCACACAUCCAAGAUCAAACCAUCUGGGUGGGGAUACGACCACACAUCUGAGAUCAAACCAUCUGGGUGGGGAUACGACCACACAUCCAAGAUCAAACCAUCUGGGUGGGGAUACGACCACACAUCUGAGAUCAAACCCUCUGGGUGGGGAUAUGACCACACAUCCAAGAUCAAACCAUCUGGGUGGGGAUAUGACCACACAUCUGAGAUCAAACCAUCUGGGUGGGGAUAUGACCACACAUCCGAGAUCAAACCAUCUGGGUGGGGAUAUGACCACACAUCCAAGAUCAAACCAUCUGGGUGGGGAUACAGCCACACAUCUGAGAUCAAACCAUCUGAGUGGGGAUAUGACCACACAUCCGAGAUCAAACCAUCUGGGUGGGGAUACAACCUCACAUCCGAGAUCAAACCAUCUGGGUAG